Sycon ciliatum is the source of this 1440-nucleotide messenger RNA. RefSeq lists its product as uncharacterized. Gene Ontology annotation, molecular function: nucleic acid binding. The transcript has a single exon. The coding region runs from base 1 to 1440 and encodes 479 amino acids. Gene Ontology annotation, biological process: DNA integration. The record is from RefSeq and is a predicted model, not a curated record. Lineage: Eukaryota; Metazoa; Porifera; Calcarea; Leucosolenida; Sycettidae.
AUGUGCCGUGUUCAUGCUUGGUGUGUGCGAUUUGCUACGAAUUGCUCAGUACCACCCGCACAGCGAGAGUUUGAUGAAUUAUCGCCACAAGCGAUCCGAGACUCUGAGGAGUUCUACAUCAAGCGAGCGCAGCAACAGUCGCUACCAGAGUAUGCUGCAGUUAAGGCAGGCAAGCCUAUCCCUGGAACCAGCAAGCUAGUCUCGCUCAAGCCGAUGAUUGACGACGCCGGCCUGCUACGCGUCGGAGGUCGACUACAGCAUGCCGACUUCUUGACUGCAGAACAACGCAUUCCGAUCGUCCUACCACGAGGGGAUCAUGUGACACAGCUGAUUGUCAAGGCAUGUCACGAACGAGGAUAUCACGCGUUCGGUGUCAGCCAUACGCUAGCCGAACUCUCGUCGCGCUACUGGAUCGUCGCUGGCCGCGAAGAGGUGCGAGCUUGGGAAGCCAAGUGUGCGAGGUGCGCCCGGAGCCGUACGAAGCCGGCAAUGCAGGUGAUGGCGCCACUACCUAAGGUCCGAGUCAGCCUGCCGCUACUCGCAUUCGGCCGAGUCUCUGUAGACUACGCCGGACCGUUUAUGACGAAGCAGGGUCGCGGCAAGACACAACACAAGCGGUACCUGUGCUUGUUCACCUGCUUGCAGACGAGAGCAGUGCAUCUCGAGCUGUCAUACGCGUUGACAACGGACUCGUUCCUGCAGGCGUACGUACGCUUCACCAAUCGACGGGGAGUACCGAUUGACGUCAUCUCCGACAAUGGCACGAAUUUUGUCGGCGCCACCAAUGAGCUUGCUCAGCUAGUCAAGCAGCUUGAUGCAGAGGCGAUUCAGCGGCAGACAGCGGAUCAGCAGACUAGCUGGCGUUUCAACCCUCCAGCAGCACCACAUUUCGGCGGAGUGCAUGAGGCGUUAGUAAAAUCGGCAAAGCGUGCUAUCUCGGCGAUUCUGAAGAACGCGGAGGUCACAGACCAGAAGCUAUUGUCUGCAAUCGUCGGCGCGGAGGCGCUCAUGAACUCACGGCCACUGUCCUACGUGUCGGCAGAUGGUCGUGACCCAACUCCGCUAACGCCCAAUCAUUUCAUGUAUGGCCAAAUCGGUACUCGGUUCGCACCUGCAGGAGUGGACGAGAGCGAGUUCAACCCUCGGCAACGCUGGCGUGUAGUGCAAGAACUCGUGCUGCACUUUUGGCGGAGAUGGAUGCAGGAAGUCGUGCCAGAGCUGAACCGGCGACUCAAGUGGAGGACGGCCGAGACAGACCUCAAGGUCGACGACAUCGUUCUAGUGACAUCCCAAGACAACCCACGGGGCACUUGGCCAAUGGGUCGCGUCACCGAAGUGCACCCUGGUCCAGACGGACACGUGCAAGUUGUGAAGGUCAAGGUGGGCGACAAGACCUACACCCGCCCAAUCGUGCGUCUUUGUAAGCUGUUCUGUGAGUAG